AAGUACUAAAAGUAUAUGCGAGAGUCAACCACCGACCGCUUGGCGCGGAUUCUUCCUGAGAAUUCCACACACCUGAGUGGAUGUAUAGAGUUGACAUUAGCGAACUGUCACGGCAGACAUAACCUCAAUACGUCAGAAGCAUUUGGGAUCUGGUCGUUGGCUCUUCGAUCUGCAAGGAUGGUUAGCGGAGGAUUUGUUGAAGAAGAUUUAGAUGCUAGACUUGAUACAACAAUCCCUGAAUCAGAUGAGGGAUCCGACAAAGAAGGAAAGUCAUCCCCCGUACAAGAUCAAGGUGCAACAAACGGAGCUCCUCCAUCCUCAGACAUCAAGCGAACUAAAAAACGGAAAAAGGGUAUUGUUUACGUAUCUAAUAUCCCAAAGCAUAUGAAUGUCACGAGGCUCCGAGAAUACCUAAGUCCAUACGGCGAUAUCGGGAGGGUGUAUCUUCAACCAGAAAAGCUCCCAGGUGGCGACAAAACUAAAAAGAAGAAAAAACGGUUACAUUUUACCGAAGGCUGGGUUGAAUUUGAGAGUAAACGGGUGGCGAAGAAAGUCGCUGAAAUGCUUAACAAUACACAGAUUGGGACACGGAAGCGAUCACAGUUUUACGAUUCAUUGUGGAGUUUAAAGUAUCUGCCGCGCUUCAAAUGGAUUCAUCUGAGUGAACGGCUGAGGUACGAGCAGGCUGUACAUAAGCAACGACUCCUGAAUGAAGUGUCACAAGCUAGAAAGGAAGCUAACUUCUUCCAGAACAAUUUGGACAAAAGUGAAUUAGUUAAAAAGAAAAAUAAGAAAUUAAAAAAGAUUGCGGAAAUCACCUUUUUAAAAGGUGUAUUCAUAUGUCAUCGACUAAUUGCUUGUUUCCUAUAUCAUAAAGUGCACGAAAACACAAAAAUUCCCCGUCCAGAAAUUCCAGAAAGUAUGAGUUCUUGCAGAUACCAGCAAAUUCCAGAAGCAAGCCCUUGUCAGGGCCCACUUCGCAGAUCACAAGUUUUCUAUAAUCUAAACGAAGUUGAGUCAGAGACUUUAGUUUUCAAAAACCUAUCGGAUUCCAGGUUAAGCCGUCUGCUCUCGAGUAGCAAGUUUCUUUGUUUUGAUGCUGUUGAUAACCAUCUGAAAUUACCACCGAAGGCGGCAGCGCUGAUGAAAAAUAAUAUAGCAAAUCAGUCCAUCAAGCGUACACCAAGCCCUUUGUUGUUGGAUUAUUGUAGGGAUAUUCUUGAUAGUUACGAAGUCUCCGUGAAAGCAAUUAUCAGUGAAGAUGAGGCACUUCUCGAACGGGAAGAUGUGGAGCUGUUGGCACGAAUCGUGGAAUCAAAUGACCGGCACCACUAUCUCGAUGAAAGAGAUUGCGCUUUGCUUGAACAAGUUUUGCAAAUGAACCUUGAAGUACACAUUAAAAACAAUGAUGCCUUUUCAGAAAAAAGCUUGAAUGGAAGUGAAAUUGAAAAUAAAUCAGAAAUGAUAUUCAUUGAAAAUCUGCUACUAGAGGAAAUUUGGGAGAAUGAGGAAGUAGUGGCACCACAGGCAGUUAGUGAUGAGGAUGGAAUCAUUGCCGCGUUUCAUGAUCCCACACAGCAGAGCACCUCAUAUGCAAGCUGUAUUCCGGUUAGAAAAAUGAAAUCAUUAAUUUUGUUACAUGAUUUCAGUCGUCGUUCAAUUUCAUGCAAUACUUCAGCACAGUCCUCCAAAAAAGGUUCAACGGAAGCUCUUACAAACGUUGGAUCUACCUCAGGAUUUGGGGUAUCUAGCGAAAACAAUUGCCAAACAGAAGUUACGAAAGAAAAGGCAGACGUCAUUGGAGCUAAGAAAUCGAAAGUGCGCGGGGGGAUAUUGGAGAAAAAUUCGCAUUCGCAAACUUCACAGACAGUGGAUCGUUCUGAUAGUAUUAGUUUUGGUGGUAUUUCUGACCUGAGUGUAGUAAGUGGGGGAGCAAUGUUGGUUCCCCCUCCAUCGAUGAUGAGCUUCGCUAAGGAACAACCAACAACAUUCGAAGAAGCUGAUUCAAUCGAAAUUCCGUCCAGUACCCAAUCUAAGUCCAAUAUUGGUGAUGAGAAUCUGUACACUGACCAAGCAUUGAAAAAAAUGGAAGAAAAGUUAUUACAAGCGAUCAACGUCAAAUUGAAUAGCAAGCCCAGCCUGCCAAUGACGCUUUCAGUUAAGACAAUCAACUAUUUCGAAGUUCGCCGGAUACAAUUCGAGUUCUAUGUUUUCAAUAUUGAAUAUCCGAUACAUAGUAUUUGCGUAUAUCACACCUCAGUAGCUGAAGGACUCUGCCAAGAGUUUGAAUUCAAGCACCUCACAUUCGAAGAGCUAGCCCAGAUCGGGUUGUUUUAUAAAGUCGAACAGAAUGACGAGGAGACAUGCAUAAAACCAAUGGAUGUCGGAGAAAUUACUUCAAAUCCCGGAAGUUUGUUGACGAUGGUGAGACCCACAAAUACCAUGCUUUCCGAAAAAUUGGUCAAUAAAAUUCGGAACUUCUAUGAUUCUGAGAAAUAUUCUGAAAUAUUUGAAGAUGCUUUUGAAUUGGAUUUGCAUUCAGCUAGGUCCGAAAGCGAUUUAGAGGCUUUACUAUACACAACGAAGUCUUUCGGACCAAGGGUUAAAGGGAAAGACCAAGAAAAAAUAUCACAGUCAUUGGCAUGUAAGGAUUCUUCUGACGUCGGAAUCUCGGGUGAAGUCGGUGUUUUGUAUGAUAACAGCCACUAUGAUCCUCAAAUAUCCAGCAGGUCAAGGAAAUCAGGAAUCAGUCAUGUAGCCAGUAAUAAUGAGGUAGAAGACGAGUUCAUUUCUGGACACGAUCUUUUACUUGAUUAUUUUAUUAAAUUUGAUCCCUCAACUUUAAAGGAUCUGUUAACGUAUAUGAGCCAGUGUAGCGGAGAAGUUGUGGAAAUGAAGGAAAAUAACGAACAUGUUUCAAAACAAGAAUCAUCGACCUCAUUCCGUUCAAUAGCAUCGGAUAUAUGUGGAUAAAAAAUCGCAUUAAAGGUGAAUUAAUCGCAGUUAAGUUAUGCCUGAUAAAGCAGGUUGAAUCAUUGAUUUUCUAGGAUCAAAGUUAUUUUGUAGCUAUGAAAAUUGCAAGAGAAUUGAUAUUGAUCUUGUACGAUUUUAUAUAUAAUUCACUAAAA
Hermetia illucens (black soldier fly) is the source of this 3128-nucleotide messenger RNA. RefSeq lists its product as uncharacterized. Gene Ontology annotation, molecular function: RNA binding. Gene Ontology annotation, biological process: endonucleolytic cleavage to generate mature 5'-end of SSU-rRNA from (SSU-rRNA, 5.8S rRNA, LSU-rRNA); endonucleolytic cleavage in 5'-ETS of tricistronic rRNA transcript (SSU-rRNA, 5.8S rRNA, LSU-rRNA); small-subunit processome assembly. Gene Ontology annotation, cellular component: nucleolus. The coding region runs from base 16 to 2973 and encodes 985 amino acids. NCBI's taxonomy places the organism in Eukaryota, Metazoa, Arthropoda, Insecta, Diptera, Stratiomyidae. The transcript has 5 exons. The record is from RefSeq and is a predicted model, not a curated record.